Capsicum annuum is the source of this 2496-nucleotide messenger RNA. RefSeq lists its product as uncharacterized. The record is from RefSeq and is a predicted model, not a curated record. The transcript is spliced from 3 exons. The coding region runs from base 236 to 2098 and encodes 620 amino acids. Lineage: Eukaryota; Viridiplantae; Streptophyta; Magnoliopsida; Solanales; Solanaceae.
AGAAUAAAUUAUCUUAAAAUUAAUUUCGAAAUUGAUUUUCUCUUAUGCUCUUCCAAACGACCCUAUGAUUGCGACCAUGACAAAAUCCUCGGGGCAAAUGUAAGUUUUCUCCUGAACUACAGCACACACAUUCUUCUUCUCCCUUCUUCCAAUCUAUCGAGAUCCGACAUGAAAGUUGCUCUAUGAUUAAAUUCAAGAAAACAUCAAAAAAAAAGAAGAUGACCUAACUAAUCAUAUGGCACAACCUAAGAAAACCCUGAAAAAAUUGAUCCCUCUUUUCAUUCUCCUCUCGCUUUCUGCUCUUUUUCUCUUCUCUUGCCACCCUUCUAACUUAAAUACCACCAAAUCUUUCUCCUUUAACCCAUCCAGCCCUCUAACUCACCAAAACUUCACUUUUAUCAUCAAAGUUCUCACCUUUAACCGCCUUGAGUCCCUUUCUAGGUGCCUCAAUUCACUUUCCAAAGCACACUAUGAUAACCAUGUUGUUCAUCUCCAUAUAUACAUUGAUCAUUUUCAAGAUUCCCCUAAUGGGUAUGUAGAAAUCGACCAAAAUUUGAAUCUUUCGAACAGAAUUCUUGAUUUUGUUGAUGGAUUUUCUUGGAAAUAUGGGGAAAAGUUGGUACAUUAUAGGACUGGUAAUGCUGGCCUACAGGCUCAGUGGUUGGAGGCUUGGUGGCCUAGCUCGGAUGAUGAGUUUGCUUUUGUUGUGGAGGAUGAUCUUGAGUUAUCCCCUCUUUAUUUUCGGUUCUUGAAGAGUUUGAUUGAGAAUUAUUAUUAUAAUAGCUCGAACUUUAGUCCUAUGAUUUAUGGGGCUUCCCUGCAAAGGCCAAGGUUUGUACCAGGUAAACAUGGAAACAAGAUGCAGAUUGAUGAUGAAACUCAACUUUUCUUGUACCAGUUGGUUGGCACCUGGGGUCAGCUUCUGUUUCCAAGACCUUGGAAAGAAUUCCGCAUAUGGUAUGACACACACAAGGCCAAGGGGUUGAAGCCAUUUCUUGAUGGGAUGGUGACAACAGGAUGGUACAAAAAAAUGGGGGAAAGAAUCUGGACACCUUGGUUCAUUAAAUUCAUCCAUGCUCGUGGUUACUUUAAUAUUUAUACCAACCUUUUGCAUGAGCGAGCUUUUAGUGUGUCUCAUCGUGAUGCUGGUGUUAACUAUGGGAAAUCAGCUGGGCCAGAUUCUUCUUUAGUGGAUGAGAAGUCUUUUGAUUUUAACCUUUUAAAGCUGCAGUCUUUGCACAGUCUGAAGUGGUAUGAUUUCUGUUUCAAGGAAGUUUCUCCCGGUAGAAUUAUACGCAGUUCUGGUGAUCUAGUCUCUGUUCUUCACUCGGUUCAGAAAUUGAGGACUAUACUAUUGGUGAACCUACAACAGAUGUCAGAGUCAAUUAUUAGGAAUCUUCUCUGCCACUUUGAAAGAUUGAAUAUCCAAAAUUAUGUCUUAUUGGGUCCACAGUCAUCUUUCCUACUUGAUCUUGCAAGAAGGGGUUAUGCUGUCAUCGACACAGACCAAUUUAUUGACAGUGUUAGGUUACAAAGCUCGAUUAGCUUUGAAAAAUCAGAUGAAGAAUUGGGCAAAGAGGUGGUUGUGAAAGUCCAUGUAGUUAGAAAGUUGUUGGAACUUAAAUACAACUCAUGGGUUGUGGAUAGUGACAUGAUUCCUCUCAGCAGUGAUUCAUUUCUUGAUUCAUAUGAUCCUGCGAAUGACUUUACCUUGGGGAAGAACUUUAAACUUGUCUUCAUAAGAAAUUCAGGAUCUGCUUUGAAAAUUUGGGAUGACAAUGUUGUUGACAAAGUUGUUGCCUCAGUUGCCACUCUGAAGACAAGAGGUUCAAAUGCCACAGAGGGAAAUUUUGUAAAUCUAGUUGAGAAGUUAUUGCAACAAAAGAGAACCACAUUUAACAGUGUUGAUGAAACUGACUUUAGCUUGAACAUCAGUUAUAUGGAUGCUAACCAAACCACUUCAAGGAAUGAAAAGAAGUUUGCCUUUUGGUCACCUGAGAUGGGUUCAGAACGAAUACAGAAACGACUUGAAGAGUUUGCUAUGUGGGUUGUGGAUAGUGAUUUAUCCUGUAAUGCAGUUGUUUGUCAUCCAUCAUAGCAUAUGGCGGUGUUCAUCGGUGUACCUACCAUUAUACGUAAUGAUAUGUUCAUAUUGUUGUAUUGAAGGCAAGAAGAUUGGAGAAGAACAAAAGAGGCUCACUCUUUGCGAAUUUCCGUAAAAUAUGCUGAUUGCUGAUACCAGACGUGUUUGUCAACCUACAUCAGUUGAAAGUAAUCGUCCAGAGUCUAAAUUAUCAAAGGAUGAUCCGUUUUCUCUUCUUCGCCGAAAUGAUUCCAUUAGCUUAUUGGUGGAUCAGAAGCUGUAAGAAAAUUCAUUUUUGACAUAUUGUUCCAAGUCUUUUGUAAAAGUGCCUGUAGCGACAAUGUGACUGAUUCAUAUGCCAAAUUUGGCUUCAUAUUCUUGCUGAAGAUCAUAUGUGCUAAAUCUGGAGAACA